AUGGAUUCGGACAUCUCACAAGCCUUCCAGAAAGAACUCACCUGUCUCAUCUGCCUGAACUACCUUAUGGACCCAGUCACCAUGGUCUGUGGGCACAGCUUCUGUUGGUCGUGUCUCUGUGUUUCCUGGGAGAAAACUGGGAGCCCUGCUCAAUGCCCUCUAUGCAGGCAAACAUCACAGCAGACAAACUUCAGGAUCAAUUUUAUUCUGAAGAAUCUGGUGUCCAUGGCCAGAAAAGCCAGUCUCCGGCAAUUCCUCAGCUCUGGGGAAAAUAUAUGUGGGCCACACAAGGAGACAAAGCGGAUCUUCUGUGAAGACGACAGGCGCCUGCUCUGUUCGCACUGUUCUAGCUCUCAGGAGCACGAGGCUCACAAACACUGCUCCGUUGAAGAGGCAGCUGAGGAAUACCGGGAGAAGCUGUCAAACCAAAUGACAUCAUUAUGGGAGAAGAUCCAAGAAAUCCAAAGAAAUUUCUAUAAAGAAGGCAGGAUAUCUGACCAUUGGAUGUAUUAUGUGUAUCAAUAUGAAGACAUCACCAGGGCUGCUUAUCAGACACUGUGUCAGGCUUUCCACGAGGAAGGAAAACAACAUUUAAAGAGUCUUAAAGAGGAAGGCCUCAAAAUGUUUAAGCAACUCGAGAAACGUCGAGCUGAAAUGAUUGCAAAGAUGAUGAGCCUAAGAGCGAUGUAUGAGGAGCUCAUGGACGUGUGCCAUAAACCUGAUGUAGAGCUGCUGCAGGAAUUAGGAGACAAACUGAGAAGGAGCGAACAGGUGCAGCUGCACAUGCCUCAGCCCCUGCAGCCAGAACUCCCUGCAUGGCCCAUCACUGGACUGAUAGACAGGCUCAACCGCUACCGAGUGGAAAUUUUCUUCACUAAUGAAAUAACCAAUCACAACAUCACACUGUUUGAUGACGUGAGAAGUCUGAGGUUUAUGCGUGGCAGUCUCUAUGCUGCUCUGGAUCCUGGAACGUCUAACUGUUUUGCUGCAUGGGGGGUCCAGGUCUUCACCUCUGGCAAACAUUAUUGGGAAAUGCCUGUGGACAGGUCUUGGGACUGGGCCGUAGGGGUCGGUAAGGAGUCCUGGCUAAGGAAGAAUGGCACCCUGAUUGAAUCUCAUGACACAUUUCUUCUUUUAUGUGUGAAGGAGAAUAAUGGAUACACUCUCUGGACCACCGCCCCGAUGACUCGUCAGUACAUAGAGAAACCUCUUGGUAGGGUUGGUGUGUUCCUUGAUGUUGACAAUGGAAGUGUGAGUUUUGUGGAUGUUGCAAGGUGUUCUCUCAUUUGGACAUACCCCAAUGGCACAUUCAGUUUCCCUGUCAGGCCUUUCACUACCUCUGGCCAUACUUAA
This is a messenger RNA of Pteropus alecto (black flying fox), 1353 nucleotides long. RefSeq names its product tripartite motif-containing protein 43. Bases 1 to 1353 code for a protein of 450 amino acids. The record is from RefSeq and is a predicted model, not a curated record. The transcript has 6 exons. NCBI's taxonomy places the organism in Eukaryota, Metazoa, Chordata, Mammalia, Chiroptera, Pteropodidae. Gene Ontology annotation, molecular function: zinc ion binding; protein binding.